UCCACCCCCAGGCUUCAACAAGGAAUCCGCAAAUCCCAUAAAAGCCGGGGGCUAGGAGUGUAAGUGUCCCAGGUCUCCAGCCUAAUCAGCGCACUGUUCACUGACACCGCAACCCACACAAGAUGCAAUUCACAGCCACCCUCGUCAGCCUCGCUGUCGCGUUCGCGAGCAUGAGCGCCGUUACCGCGGCUCCCGCUGUGGAAUCGAGCCUCACCAAACGCUGGUGCGGUUUCGAGGCGCAGUGCGGCUGCACGCCGGACGCCGCGACGGGCUGCCAGCUGACGUUCGACAAGUGCGGCCAGCAGUGGUACUGGCCGCCGCAGUGCCAGGGGUGUGGCACGUGCCCCGAGCUGUGUGUCGAUUGGGAUGACAGUUUUCCAAUGCAUCGACCCGUCCAAGAAGAGCGCGCAAUGAGCACGAAUGCGAGUGGAGCUGACGUGCACGACCAAUUUGUAACCAGCGCAUUCGACAUCCUCUCGUUCACCCUGAUCGUGUACGACUACUUGCUCACGCUUGACUGGGAGGUCGCGCGGUACUGGGGCACGCCGUUCUCGUGGCCCACGUUCUUCUACUACCUGAACCGGUACUUGACUCUCCUCGGGAAUAGCUCCAUCCUGGUCGACUAUGUAUGGGGUGGGCAGCUGACUCCCGCAAAGAUUGCUGCGUACGUUAUGUCGUCGAGACGUAGAUGGUUUUCUGAUGAGAUCAUCGUCGGGAUCAUGCUCGUGCUGCGCACUUACGCCCUCUACGAACGCUCCAUCCGCGCACUCGCAGCCAUGCUUAUCUUCGCCGCCGCAGUGCUCGCCAUCGCCAUCUGGGCGACGAUAGUGGCACCGGACACGAACCAGGCAGCACUGCAGCUGUUCUCCGGGUGCAACUUCGGCACCCCGCACAUCGCCGGGGUCUACCUGGCCAUCGCGUGGUCCUGCGUCACGGCGUUCGACGCGCUGAUAUUCGGCAUGACCGUUGCUCGCGUGCUCACGCGCCCUGUGCACAGCCGUAGGCCAGGCGCAGAUCUGUUCUCGGUCAUGUUGAGAGACGGGGCGGUUUACUUCGCAUUUAUGACGCUUAUGAAUGUUGCCAAUGUCCUCGUCCUGAUCCUCGGGAGCGAUUUCGGCCGCGAGACAGUAACGACGUUGACCAAUGCAUUUUCAUCCCUCGCGAUCACGCGGUUGAUGCUCUCCCUGCGUGACCCAGCCCGGGAACAUAUGUCCGGGCGCCUCAGUUCGUCGCAGGGGGAGACCGGGGAGUCGCUAGAGUCGCCUGCCAUGGAGCUUGAUUCGCUGGCGCCCGGGCUUACGGACCAGCUGGCCUGGGAGCGAUCAAUGACGAGAUCCGCCCCGGUGUGAUCCAGGAUUUCUUGCGGGAAUGACUGGUCAAAUUGUAACGGACGACGACGAAUAUAGUUGUCCGCGUCCCCGCAUGGGGCUGGAAGACUAGAAAAUGCACUUUCGACGAGACGCUGGUCAUUUUUCUUCCCCCCAGCACUCAAGAGCACACUGAUGGAUUGGGAAGGCAGGGUCAAGUAUCUCAAGUGCAAGUAAUCGAUGAGGACGACAUGGUCGACAGAGUCGACUGGCACAUUUAGUGUAUAUAUCACAAAGAGACAAGAUACCACAACAGAAUUCUUCCAGAGAUGAUUUCGUCCGUACCUUGCAC
Molecule: messenger RNA, 1659 nt
Organism: Mycena citricolor
Lineage: Eukaryota; Fungi; Basidiomycota; Agaricomycetes; Agaricales; Mycenaceae
Source: the annotation of a GenBank genome assembly